This is a messenger RNA of Canis lupus familiaris (dog), 982 nucleotides long. It is a transcript of the gene ASCL3, whose product is annotated as achaete-scute family bHLH transcription factor 3. The transcript has 2 exons. The record is from RefSeq and is a predicted model, not a curated record. The coding region runs from base 46 to 591 and encodes 181 amino acids. Gene Ontology annotation, molecular function: RNA polymerase II transcription regulatory region sequence-specific DNA binding; DNA-binding transcription factor activity, RNA polymerase II-specific; protein dimerization activity. Gene Ontology annotation, biological process: regulation of transcription by RNA polymerase II; developmental process. Lineage: Eukaryota; Metazoa; Chordata; Mammalia; Carnivora; Canidae.
CAGCCCAAAUACAGCAUCUCAGCGACAAAACAGGCUAAAGAGGAAAUGAUGGACAAUCGAAGCUACUCUAAUCUGCCAGAAAAACUACCUGCUGUCUCUGAAUCUGCCCACCUGCCACUGACCAGGUCUUUCUAUCUUGACCCCAUGGUCACUUUCCAACUGUAUCCUGAUGCCUCAGUGCCGUCACCUUACUCUGAAGAUCUGCCAUUGCUGCCUUUUCCCAGCGAUUCCCUGAUCAUGGAAAAUUACGGUGAACCCUGCCCCUUCGCCUUCCCAAUGUCUUAUCCAAAUUACAGAAGGUGUGAAUACUCCUAUGGGCCAGCCUUUAUCAGGAAAAGGAAUGAGCGGGAAAGGCAGCGGGUAAAGUGUGUCAAUGAAGGCUAUGCCCAGCUCCGACAUCAUCUGCCUGAGGAGUACUUGGAGAAACGACUCAGCAAAGUGGAAACUCUCAGAGCUGCCAUCAAGUAUAUUAAUUACCUGCAGUCUCUUCUGUACCCUGAUAAGGCUGAGACCAAGAAUAACCCUGGGAAAGUUUCCUCCCUUAUGGCAGCCACCAGCCACCACACUGACCCUAUUUUCAGAAUCAUUUGAUUGUUUCCAAAUAGAAACAAAUAAUCUCACAAAAUGGAGUCUCUUACAGCAUCAUUCAAUAGUUUUUCCUAAACAUAAGUUCUGCAUAGUAGAUAACAGCUCAAAUGUCCACCUGUGAUUAUUUCCUACCAGGGUUUGAAAUGUACAAAACAUGAUCUUAUGGGGGUUGAGAAGAUAUGCCUUAAGCUUUGGUGAUUUCUUUCAAGAACUGUAGAGGAGCAGGAGUCCCCAGGAUUCUCUAUACCCCUCACCUUAUCCUUCUCACACACUUGGCCAGAGUCUCAGCUGUAAGAAACUCUCAUGAAAGUAUAGUAAAGUCUGAUCAAUGACUAAUCAAUGUUUAUAAUGCCCUUUGCAAACAUUUCAUGCUAAAUGAUCACAAUUAACUUCC